Messenger RNA from Dunckerocampus dactyliophorus (ringed pipefish), 1873 nucleotides. It is a transcript of the gene efna1a, whose product is annotated as ephrin-A1a. NCBI's taxonomy places the organism in Eukaryota, Metazoa, Chordata, Actinopteri, Syngnathiformes, Syngnathidae. Gene Ontology annotation, molecular function: ephrin receptor binding. The record is from RefSeq and is a predicted model, not a curated record. The coding region runs from base 190 to 873 and encodes 227 amino acids. Gene Ontology annotation, biological process: axon guidance; ephrin receptor signaling pathway. Gene Ontology annotation, cellular component: plasma membrane. The transcript has 5 exons.
CGGAUUUGUGUUGCUGAAACGACCUUCUUCUCCUUCUUUUUUGUGACACUAUUUGUUGACUUUCUUUACUAUUUUUUAGUUAGUGUAGGCUUUCUCGGUAAAGUUGUUUUUUUCUUCGCACAACCUGCCCCGAGUUGUGUGUGUGUGUGAGUGUGUGGGUGUCCGUGUGAACGCUUGGUGUCGUCCACCAUGGAUUUGGUUUGGAUUGUGGGCUGCCUUGUGAGCUUGUGCGCCUGGUUCGCUUCUGCCGAGCGCCACAGCGUGUUCUGGAACAGCACAAACCCAAAGUUUCUGUGGGACGACUACUCCGUGGAGGUGAGGCUCAACGACUACCUGGACAUCGUGUGCCCGCAUUACCCGCAGGGCGAGGUGCCGCUGCUGGACGCCGAGCGCUACGUGCUCUACAUGGUGGAGCAGGAGGACUACGAGUCGUGCAAGCCGCAGUCGUACGACCAGAUGCGCUGGGAGUGCGGGCACCCGUUCGCGCCGCACGGGGCCGAGAAGUUCUCCGAAAAGUUCCAGCGGUUUACACCUUUCACUCUCGGGAAGGAGUUCCGCCAGGGAGAAAGCUACUAUUACAUCUCUAAACCUUUGCACCACCACGGACAAGAGUGCCUGCGACUCAGGGUGGACGUCGUAGCGGCCGACGGCUCUCAGGAGGCCAGAGUGGCCAAAGGAGGCACGGGUGGGGCUGCAGUCGGAGCUGGGGGUGGCGUUCACAACCCGUCCAACAGACUGCCGGCAGCAGACGACCCAGUGGUCAGCCUUCCCGAGGUCCAGAAGAGCGUGCGGACCAACUCGGCGGUGACGGCGUCAUCGCUCUCCAUCCUGUCAUUGCUCGUCCCUUUCUCAUUGCUGCUGUUGCUGCACUGAGCGAGCAGGCCAGAACUGCAGUUUUAUUUUAUUUCAGGGAGUACAAUGAAGACGGUCUGUGGGGACCAAACCACUAGACUCAAAAAGGAAAAAAAAGCUCGCCCAGCGCCGGCCGCAGGGCGGAGAACAGACGGACUCGCUUGAGAGACACUUCUUUGCUCUGAUUUUUUUGGACAACCUGCAGCGGAACCUGCCUGAUGAACAAUCAAGAACUGGACAAAAUAAACCUGAAAGGAGUCUAUCACCCCUUUUUGAGCCAAAGAUUGAUCUCUCCAUCUUGUACACUAAACCCACCCACCAGUGUUGUGUACUACUUGUGUGUUGUUAUUAUUAUUGUAAUGUGGCAUUGACGUCCUGAGUGAUUACUUUUUUUUUCCUAAAUGUAGCAGACGUGGAGGCUGUGGUCAUGGCAACAACCAUCAAUACAGUAGCACUACACACAGAAACAAACACAUCAAAAACGUAUUGUACAUGAUGUGAAGAUAAUUUAUGACAUUUGGGAGGUUUACUGUAUAUAACAACAUGAGUGUGUGCUACAUGAGAGGCAGACGUGCGUGCGUGUGUGUGUGUGUGUGUGAUAGUGGGAGUUGUCUUAAGACAAAAUGUAUUUCUGCCAAAAGCAAACACUGACUUGUGUUUUUUUCACGGAGAGGCUGGCCUUCUCUGUAUGUUGGCUCGCGCCCUCCUGUGUCAGCUGAUGUUUAAGCAUAAAAAAAAGCCUAUAAGCUAUCCCCGCUGUUUGGAUGGUUGACUUUGAACUAAGCAGCAUCAUCUCCCAACAGGCUGGCGUGAACAACAGAGCACAACACGAACGACUACCACUGUAGUCAUGGUUUUUAAAAGAAAACAACACAAAAACUAAAGAAAGAAAAACUUGUUACCUACUUUUUUUUGUACAUGUGUAAGUAAGACAAGUGUAUGAUAUGUAAAUACAUAGAUUAUAUAAAAACAAUUUGAUAAAUAUGACUAAUGUGACAUUUUCAUGUGGAAUAAAAAACAA